Molecule: messenger RNA, 2570 nt
Organism: Megachile rotundata (alfalfa leafcutting bee)
Lineage: Eukaryota; Metazoa; Arthropoda; Insecta; Hymenoptera; Megachilidae
Gene: YME1L
Product: ATP-dependent zinc metalloprotease YME1L
Biological process (GO): mitochondrion organization; protein quality control for misfolded or incompletely synthesized proteins
Cellular component (GO): mitochondrial inner membrane
Molecular function (GO): ATP hydrolysis activity; ATP-dependent peptidase activity; ATP binding
Source: RefSeq, a predicted model, not a curated record
GAAAUAUAUAUUUUAUAAAUUUUGUAAUGAUACCAUAUUCGUUUUUAAAUAUUUUUAUUGAUUUGAAAUGUUCGGAAGUUUAUAUACACAAUGGUAUUUCCGUCAUUGAGUAGUUAUAUCUGUAGUCACUGGUUGUAAAAUUGUAUUUCUUAUGAAAGACGUUGCUGUCAUGUAAUUUAGUUCUGUUCAAAUAUGCAAUAAAAAAUUGUAAAUAGCUAAAUUCAAUUUUGUUUAACCAGUAUUAUUUUGAUCUAUUUUGCUACAAGUGUUAAACAAAACUUUUCAAUGUUUUCUUUUCAACCUCCUAGUCAGAUGUUAUAUCAUCUGACACAGUUAACUUCAAUAUUUAAUUCAAAAUCUACACCAUAUUCGGUUAAAAUUAGAAGACAAAAUGACUUCAAAAAAACCCAGGAUGAUUUGGCUAAUAGCUUGUCAGAAGCUACAAAAAAUUAUGUGGAUAUGUUAAUGAAGAAAUUAAACAUAUAUGAUAUAAUUACAAUGUUUGAUAUGAAAACGAAUAAUGUUUUUGUAAUAUUUGACCGAUCUUCUAUGAAAAAUUUCAAAAGACAUUUAGAAAAAGAAAAUAAGUGGAAAAUAUCUUAUAUAUCAGGAUUUAAUUUCAAUGAAAAUAAAGAAAAAGUUCUUUGUACACAAUUUACAGAACAAAUUUUGCCUACUAUGUAUUUAUCAUCAAAGAAACAUCACCAAACGUUAUGUACUUUAUGUGUUAAAAAUCCUUUUAAUUAUCAUGUACAAAUUCGUGGUUUUAAAACAAGACGUAGUAUAAAUAUGGACCUUAAAAAAAAGACACCACUUGUAGAAUGGCUUAGGAAAUGGUUGGGUGAUGUAUCAGACGCACAUAUAGGAUUGGCAUAUAUGCUAAAAGAAAAAGAUUCCGUUCUAUCUAAGCCUUUGCGCAAUAGUGCUGAAAAACCAGAAAGUAAAAAAAUCAUAGAUGCUUUUUUAGAAGGAUAUGAAGCAGGAAUUCAUAGACAAAUACGAACAAACACUGGAUGGAACAAAGUAAUAUCUAUAUUGGUCGGAGGAACUGUAUUAGUAAUACUUUGGUAUGGAGUUUAUAUUGUAGGAAGGGGGUUACGGUUUUCAAUGGAUGGUGGUAGAUUUAGACCAGAAACAACAGACGUAACUUUUAAUGAUGUUAAAGGAGUUGCAGAAGCUAAACAAGAAUUAAGAGAUAUAGUUGAAUUUUUGAAAAAUCCAGAAAAAUUUUCUGUGCUUGGUGCAAAAUUACCCAAAGGUGUAUUAUUAGUAGGACCACCAGGAACAGGGAAAACACUAUUAGCUCGAGCAGUAGCCGGUGAAGCUGGUGUGCCAUUUUUCCAAGCAGCAGGACCGGAAUUUGAUGAGAUUUUAGUAGGACAAGGUGCUCGUAGAAUGAGAGAUUUAUUUAAAGCAGCAAAAGAAAUAGCACCUGCUGUUAUAUUUAUAGAUGAAAUUGAUUCGGUUGGUGCAAAACGGACAAAUUCUGCGCUUCAUCCAUAUGCAAAUCAAACAGUAAAUCAAUUGCUUACUGAAAUGGACGGAUUCCUUCAGAAUGAGGGAGUAAUAGUAUUAGGUGCAACAAAUAGACGUGAUGAUUUAGAUAAAGCAUUAUUGCGACCGGGUCGUUUUGAUGUUGAAGUUAUUGUUGAUAUACCGGAUUUCUUGAGUCGAAAAGAAAUUUUUAAUUUAUAUCUGUCGAGAAUAUCAACACGAGAAGUGGACCCAGAUUAUUUAGCGAAAUGUACUGUAGGAUUUACUGGAGCUGAUAUAGAGAAUAUGGUAAAUCAAGCUGCUUUAAAGGCUGCUAUAAAUGAUGCAAAAUAUGUAACAAUGAAACACUUAGAAUAUGCCAGAGACAAAUUAAUCAUGGGUCCAGAAAGGAAGUUAAGAAUUAGUGAUACUGAAGUUAAUCGCCUUACAGCAUAUCAUGAAGCAGGGCAUGCAUUGGUUGCAUAUUACACUAAAGGUGCACCAGCAAUCCAUAAAAUUACCAUUAUGCCACAUGGACGUACUUUAGGACAUACAGCAUUUCUACCUGCCAAAGAUGAACAUCAUGUAACAAAAUCUCAAUUAUUAGCUCGAAUGGAUAGUGCAAUGGGUGGUCGUGCUGCAGAAGAAUUAAUUUUUGGAACAGAUAAUGUAACAUCAGGAGCAUUGAGUGAUUUUAAGGCGGCAACUGAAAUUGCUAAAGAGAUGGUAAACUUAUACGGCAUGUCUGAAAAAGUUGGUUUCAGUGUACGAAUGGGUCAAAACGAUGGAUACCAACCCGGUCCUGCUACAAAUGAUCUCGUUGAUAAUGAAGUAAAGCGAUUACUUCAGGAAUCGUAUGAUCGUGCAAAAACAAUAUUACAAAAACAUGCAAAAGAACUUAAAAGAUUAGCAGAUGCUUUACUUAAAUAUGAAACAUUAAAUUAUAAAGAUGUAAAAGCUGUAAUUAAUGAAGAAAAAAUUCCAAUUGAAAAUUUAAACAAUCAACCACGAAUUAUAGAUCCAACUGAACAUGUAUUAUAACUAGUAUACAGAAAUUCAGUUUAAAUGAAAAUUGAAAUAAAUUAUUUGGUGCAAUA